CGACAGGUCUCAAUUCGUGGUGUAUUAGUGAGGAAGACUAUAAAUGACGAUGCAUAUGUUGGGAAUCAUCUAUUCUUGGAAUGUACUUCUAGUUGCAAGUUAGUCGCUACGAGAUCCAUCUACAUCCUCUACUUUUGUCAACACAUGGAUGGUCAGGCAAACUUGGGGUUCCACCCAAGAGAUACGGGCGGAAGCAUAUUUUUUGCGACCCUUGACGUACCUAUCGACAUAAAAAUGGGCUCCCUCCUAGAAAGCUGUGAAUACGGUUUUUGCCAGAGAUUCGUUGCUAUCGUUUUGGAUUUGAGUGCGGACUGUGAGGCUACAAGUCAUUUUAAAACUGAAGUAGUGGCUAAAUGUAUAUACCCCGCAUAAAUCAUUUAUCAUAAUCAUUUACUAC
Messenger RNA from Sphaeroforma arctica JP610, 397 nucleotides. RefSeq lists its product as hypothetical. NCBI's taxonomy places the organism in Eukaryota, Ichthyosporea, Ichthyophonida. The transcript has a single exon. The annotation marks the transcript as partial. The record is from RefSeq and is a predicted model, not a curated record.